Messenger RNA from Arabidopsis thaliana (thale cress), 2580 nucleotides. Its product is annotated as zinc finger (CCCH-type) family protein. The record is from RefSeq and is marked reviewed. NCBI's taxonomy places the organism in Eukaryota, Viridiplantae, Streptophyta, Magnoliopsida, Brassicales, Brassicaceae. Bases 317 to 2140 code for a protein of 607 amino acids. The transcript has 2 exons. Gene Ontology annotation, biological process: regulation of DNA-templated transcription. Gene Ontology annotation, molecular function: metal ion binding.
AAGUAGAAGAAGAAUGAUGGAGAUGGUGGUUUUGUUUUAUUAUUUAGAGUAAGCUUCUUCAUUUUUUUAAAAACUUCUAUUAUUUUGACCUUAAGAAGAAAGUGACAAGGAGAGGAAGAAGAAGAAAAAAAACAUAAUUUGAGGAAGAAGAAAAAAAAUUCGGAUUUGUUUUUUCAAUAAAUUGACUAAUUGAGUACUCGUUUAAAGGAAGUGAAGAGCGGUUUUUUGGUAGUGGUGGUCGAGAAAAGAGAGAGUUUGUCUCUGUGACUCAGAGUGAAAUCAAUAGAGCGGGAAAAGAUUGUUGCUUUUUUUUGCCAUGGGAGUUGAUGAGCUGUCUCACCUCAAAUUCUCUCUUCUGCUAGAAUCAUCAGCCUGCAAUGAUUUGUCCGGUUUUAAGUCUCUAGUUGAAGAAGAAGGUCUUGAGAGCAUUGAUGGCUCUGGUUUGUGGUAUGGGAGGAGAUUAGGAUCAAAGAAGAUGGGUUUUGAGGAGAGGACGCCUCUUAUGAUUGCUGCCUUGUUUGGAAGCAAAGAGGUUGUUGAUUACAUCAUUAGUACUGGUCUUGUUGACGUGAACCGCUCUUGUGGCUCUGAUGGUGCCACGGCUCUUCACUGUGCGGUCUCUGGCUUGUCUGCCAAUAGCCUUGAGAUUGUUACUCUUCUGCUGAAGGGCUCUGCGAAUCCGGAUUCUUGUGAUGCUUAUGGUAACAAGCCUGGAGAUGUGAUUUUCCCUUGUUUGAGUCCGGUUUUUAGCGCGAGGAUGAAGGUUUUGGAGCGUUUGUUGAAAGGAAAUGAUGAUUUGAAUGAAGUUAAUGGGCAAGAAGAAAGCGAGCCAGAGGUUGAGGUUGAGGUUGAGGUUUCGCCUCCUCGGGGGUCUGAGAGGAAGGAGUAUCCGGUUGAUCCAACGCUUCCUGAUAUCAAGAACGGUGUAUAUGGGACGGAUGAGUUCCGGAUGUAUGCUUUCAAGAUCAAGCCGUGCUCUAGAGCAUACUCUCACGACUGGACGGAAUGUCCCUUUGUUCAUCCGGGUGAGAACGCAAGGAGGCGUGAUCCGAGGAAGUACCAUUAUAGUUGUGUCCCUUGUCCUGAAUUCCGGAAGGGGUCUUGUUCCAGAGGUGAUACUUGCGAGUAUGCUCAUGGUAUCUUUGAGUGCUGGCUUCACCCGGCUCAGUACCGGACUCGUCUCUGCAAGGACGAGACGAAUUGCUCGAGAAGAGUUUGUUUCUUUGCCCACAAACCCGAGGAGCUGCGUCCUUUGUACCCUUCAACUGGAUCAGGUGUUCCGUCCCCGCGGUCUUCCUUCUCAUCUUGCAAUUCCUCGACCGCUUUCGACAUGGGACCGAUUAGUCCGCUUCCUAUCGGAGCAACAACCACACCUCCUUUGAGUCCUAACGGUGUAUCCUCUCCAAUAGGUGGAGGAAAAACGUGGAUGAACUGGCCUAACAUAACCCCUCCUGCAUUGCAGCUUCCAGGGAGCAGAUUGAAAUCUGCAUUGAAUGCAAGAGAAAUCGAUUUCUCUGAAGAGAUGCAAAGUCUUACUUCUCCAACUACAUGGAACAACACGCCAAUGUCAUCUCCAUUCUCCGGAAAGGGCAUGAACAGGCUUGCAGGAGGAGCAAUGAGCCCGGUGAAUAGUCUCAGUGAUAUGUUUGGGACAGAGGAUAAUACAUCGGGUUUGCAGAUCCGACGCAGCGUCAUUAACCCGCAGCUGCAUUCCAACAGUCUUUCUUCAUCACCUGUGGGAGCCAAUUCUCUGUUUUCGAUGGAUUCCUCCGCAGUCUUGGCUUCAAGAGCGGCUGAAUUUGCUAAACAGCGAAGCCAAAGCUUCAUAGAACGCAACAACGGACUGAAUCACCAUCCCGCAAUCUCUUCCAUGACUACAACUUGUUUAAACGAUUGGGGCUCAUUGGAUGGGAAGCUUGACUGGAGCGUCCAAGGAGACGAGCUACAGAAGCUCAGAAAAUCCACUUCUUUCCGUCUCAGAGCCGGUGGCAUGGAAUCAAGACUGCCUAACGAAGGGACUGGGCUCGAAGAGCCAGAUGUCUCAUGGGUGGAGCCGCUGGUGAAAGAGCCACAGGAGACAAGACUAGCUCCGGUUUGGAUGGAGCAAUCAUACAUGGAGACAGAACAGACCGUGGCUUGAAUCAAAAGUUUUGAACUUUCAUUAACCGUUCCACAAGAAGCAAAGUCAGAAAGAUUCCGAGAGGUCGAUGCUAAUCUAUUUCAUUUUAUUUGUUUAAUGCUUUGUUAUUUUUCUUUAGAAUAAAAAGAAAAAAUUCUUAGGGGACAAAAGAGAGUUCGUUUGUCUCUCUCUCUGUCUCCAAAGAAAAACAGAGGUGAAAAAAGGUUUCAAAACCUAAGAAACCUUGAAUUACCUCACCUCACUUCCUUGAUUCUUUACUAUUCACAAUGAGUAAUCGAUUUUUUUUUUUCUUGGUAACACUCUCACGCUGAAUAUAUAUGUUUUUUAGUAAUAAUAUAAUUGGAAUACAGAAAUGUAUUUACACUUGUGAAGUUAGGGAAAGUGUUGUAAUUGUUUCUUCUAAGAGUUGAUCUAAGAUGUUUGAGACUAUAUCUUCGCUU